Messenger RNA from Psammomys obesus (fat sand rat), 6439 nucleotides. It is a transcript of the gene Myh11, whose product is annotated as myosin heavy chain 11. Gene Ontology annotation, molecular function: ATP binding; cytoskeletal motor activity; actin filament binding. The record is from RefSeq and is a predicted model, not a curated record. Lineage: Eukaryota; Metazoa; Chordata; Mammalia; Rodentia; Muridae. The coding region runs from base 414 to 6353 and encodes 1979 amino acids. Gene Ontology annotation, cellular component: myosin complex. The transcript is spliced from 42 exons.
UCAGGUAUGAACAGGAAGAGGUUAAAAUCCAGCUGGAAUGGACCUAGGGAAAGAAAUUCUCAAGUUUUCCUACAGACUGCGUACUGGGUCUCUUUUUCUUUAGGGAUCCAGGAUCUGGGUGGCUGCAGGGAGCGAGUGCUGAGGCUGCCGGCCCCUGCACCCCUGUCAGGUGGUUCCCGGCGGCUCUGGUGUUCACCUGCAGGGGGCGCCGCAAAGGACAGAGGACCCUCCCACCCCGCGCGGCGGCUGCGUCCCGUUCCCACCCUCGGGAAGCUCCUGCUCUAUAAAGCUAGGCGUCGGAGUUGUACAGAGAGAUUCGGACCGCCCCAGCCUGGGACCAGUGCCUGAUCUGAGCUCUCCGCCCUUUUUCCUCGCGCUAGCCCCCAGUAGCAGAUCUGGGACCACCAAGCACCAUGGCACAGAAAGGGCAACUCAGUGAUGAUGAGAAGUUCCUCUUUGUGGACAAAAACUUCAUGAACAGCCCAAUGGCCCAGGCUGACUGGGUAGCCAAGAAGCUGGUAUGGGUCCCUUCAGAGAAGCAGGGCUUUGAGGCAGCCAGCAUUAAGGAGGAAAAGGGUGAUGAGGUAGUUGUGGAGCUGGUGGAAAAUGGCAAGAAGGUCACAGUGGGUAAAGAUGACAUCCAGAAAAUGAACCCGCCUAAGUUCUCCAAGGUGGAAGACAUGGCAGAGCUGACAUGCCUCAAUGAGGCUUCUGUGCUGCACAACCUGAGGGAGCGAUACUUCUCGGGACUAAUCUAUACCUACUCUGGCCUCUUCUGUGUUGUAGUCAACCCCUACAAACACCUACCCAUUUACUCAGAGAAGAUCGUGGACAUGUACAAAGGCAAGAAGAGGCAUGAGAUGCCGCCCCACAUCUAUGCCAUUGCUGACACAGCCUACAGAAGCAUGCUACAAGAUCGUGAGGAUCAGUCCAUUCUGUGCACAGGUGAGUCUGGAGCUGGAAAGACAGAGAACACGAAGAAAGUCAUCCAAUAUCUGGCUGUUGUAGCAUCCUCCCACAAGGGCAAGAAAGACAGCAGUAUCACGCAAGGCCCAUCUCUUGCCUACGGGGAGCUGGAAAAGCAGCUUCUACAGGCGAACCCAAUCCUGGAGGCUUUCGGCAAUGCAAAAACUGUCAAGAACGACAACUCUUCUCGCUUUGGCAAGUUCAUUCGCAUCAACUUCGAUGUCACUGGUUACAUUGUGGGUGCCAACAUUGAAACAUAUCUUCUGGAAAAAUCACGAGCAAUUCGACAGGCCAGGGACGAGAGAACAUUCCACAUCUUUUACUAUCUGAUCGCUGGAGCCAAGGAAAAGAUGAAAAGUGACCUGCUUUUGGAGAGCUUCAACAGCUACACAUUUUUAUCCAAUGGCUUUGUGCCCAUACCAGCUGCACAAGAUGAUGAGAUGUUCCAGGAGACGCUGGAGGCCAUGUCCAUCAUGGGCUUCAGUGAAGAAGAACAGCUAGCCAUCUUGAAGGUGGUAUCAUCUGUCCUUCAGCUUGGAAACAUUGUCUUCAAGAAGGAACGGAACACAGACCAGGCAUCCAUGCCUGAUAAUACAGCUGCUCAGAAAGUGUGCCACCUUGUGGGGAUUAACGUGACAGAUUUCACCAGAGCCAUCCUGACCCCACGUAUCAAAGUUGGACGGGAUGUGGUACAGAAAGCUCAGACCAAAGAACAGGCUGACUUUGCCAUCGAAGCCUUAGCCAAGGCCACCUACGAGCGCCUUUUCCGAUGGAUUCUCAGCCGUGUGAAUAAAGCCUUAGACAAGACCCAUCGGCAGGGGGCAUCCUUCCUGGGCAUUCUGGAUAUUGCUGGAUUUGAGAUCUUUGAGGUAAACUCCUUUGAGCAACUGUGCAUCAACUACACCAAUGAGAAGCUGCAGCAGCUGUUCAACCACACCAUGUUCAUCCUGGAGCAGGAAGAAUACCAAAGAGAGGGCAUUGAGUGGAACUUCAUCGACUUUGGCCUGGACCUGCAGCCUUGUAUUGAGCUGAUUGAGCGGCCAAACAACCCUCCGGGUGUGCUAGCCCUGCUGGAUGAAGAAUGCUGGUUCCCCAAAGCUACGGACAAGUCUUUUGUGGAGAAGCUGUGUUCAGAGCAGGGCAAUCACCCCAAAUUUCAAAAGCCUAAGCAGCUAAAGGACAAAACAGAGUUCUCCAUCAUCCACUAUGCUGGGAAGGUGGACUAUAAUGCAAGUGCCUGGCUAACCAAGAAUAUGGACCCGCUAAAUGACAACGUGACCUCACUCCUCAAUGCCUCCUCUGACAAAUUUGUGGCUGACCUGUGGAAGGAUGUGGACCGCAUUGUGGGGCUGGACCAGAUGGCCAAGAUGACUGAAAGCUCACUGCCCAGUGCCUCCAAGACCAAGAAGGGCAUGUUCCGCACCGUGGGCCAGCUCUACAAAGAACAGCUGGGGAAGCUGAUGACUACACUUCGCAACACCACACCUAACUUUGUGCGCUGUAUCAUCCCCAACCAUGAGAAGAGGUCUGGCAAGCUGGAUGCAUUUCUGGUGCUGGAGCAGCUGCGGUGUAACGGUGUGUUGGAAGGCAUCCGCAUCUGCCGGCAGGGCUUCCCCAACAGGAUUGUCUUCCAAGAGUUCCGGCAACGCUAUGAGAUCCUGGCAGCGAAUGCCAUCCCCAAAGGCUUCAUGGAUGGAAAGCAAGCCUGCAUUCUCAUGAUCAAAGCCCUUGAACUUGACCCCAAUCUGUACAGGAUUGGGCAGAGCAAAAUCUUCUUCCGUACGGGGGUCCUGGCCCACCUGGAGGAGGAACGAGACCUGAAGAUUACUGAUGUCAUCAUGGCUUUCCAGGCGAUGUGUCGUGGCUAUCUGGCCAGAAAGGCCUUUACCAAGAGACAGCAACAGUUGACAGCCAUGAAGGUGAUCCAGAGGAAUUGUGCUGCGUACCUCAAGCUCCGCAACUGGCAAUGGUGGAGGCUCUUCACUAAAGUAAAGCCAUUGCUCCAGGUGACAAGGCAAGAGGAAGAGAUGCAGGCCAAGGAGGAAGAGAUGCAGAAGAUCAAAGAGCGGCAGCAGAAGGCAGAGAGUGAGCUGAAGGAGCUGGAGCAGAGGCACACGCAGCUGGCCGAGGAGAAGACCCUGCUGCAGGAGCAGUUGCAAGCAGAGACAGAGCUGUAUGCUGAGGCUGAGGAGAUGCGGGUCCGGUUGGCAGCUAAGAAGCAGGAACUGGAGGAGAUCCUCCAUGAGAUGGAGGCCCGCCUGGAGGAAGAGGAGGAUCGGGGCCAGCAACUGCAGGCUGAGAGGAAGAAGAUGGCUCAGCAGAUGCUGGACCUGGAGGAGCAGCUAGAGGAGGAGGAGGCUGCCAGACAGAAACUACAGCUAGAAAAGGUCACGGCUGAGGCUAAGAUCAAGAAACUGGAAGACGACAUCUUGCUGAUGGAUGAUCAGAAUAACAAGCUUUCAAAAGAGCGAAAACUCCUUGAAGAGAGGGUCAGCGAUUUGACAACCAACCUAGCAGAAGAGGAAGAAAAGGCUAAAAACCUCACAAAGCUGAAGAGCAAGCAUGAAUCCAUGAUCUCAGAGCUGGAGGUGAGGCUGAAGAAAGAAGAGAAGAGCCGGCAAGAGCUGGAAAAACUGAAGAGGAAACUGGAGGGUGACGCCAGUGAUUUCCAUGAACAGAUCGCUGACCUGCAGGCACAGAUUGCAGAGCUCAAGAUGCAGCUGGCAAAGAAAGAGGAGGAGCUGCAGGCAGCCCUAGCUAGGCUUGAUGAAGAAAUUGCCCAGAAAAACAAUGCCCUAAAGAAGAUUCGAGAGCUGGAGGGCCAUGUCUCAGACCUACAGGAGGACCUGGACUCAGAGCGGGCUGCCAGGAACAAGGCUGAGAAGCAGAAGCGAGACCUAGGGGAAGAGCUGGAGGCACUAAAGACAGAGCUGGAGGAUACACUGGACAGCACAGCCACCCAACAGGAACUCAGAGCCAAGAGGGAACAGGAGGUGACAGUGCUGAAGAAGGCCCUGGAUGAGGAAACACGAUCUCAUGAGGCCCAGAUCCAGGAGAUGAGGCAGAAGCACACACAAGCAGUAGAGGAACUCACGGAGCAGCUGGAGCAGUUCAAAAGGGCCAAGGCAAACUUGGACAAGAGCAAGCAGACCCUGGAGAAGGAAAAUGCGGAUCUUACUGGGGAGCUUCGUGUCCUGGGCCAGGCAAAGCAGGAGGUGGAACACAAGAAAAAGAAGCUGGAGGUGCAGCUUCAGGAGCUACAGUCCAAGUGCAGUGAUGGGGAGCGUGCCCGGGCUGAGCUCAGUGACAAGGUCCACAAACUGCAGAAUGAAGUGGAGAGUGUCACAGGCAUGCUCAACGAGGCAGAGGGCAAAGCCAUCAAACUAGCCAAGGAUGUGGCAUCCCUUGGGUCCCAGCUUCAGGAUACCCAAGAACUACUUCAAGAAGAAACCCGGCAGAAGCUCAAUGUGUCCACUAAGGUUCGUCAGUUGGAAGAUGAGAGGAACAGCCUGCAGGACCAACUAGAUGAGGAGAUGGAGGCUAAGCAAAACCUGGAGCGCCAUGUCUCCACCCUGAAUGUUCAGCUCUCUGAUGCAAAGAAGAAGCUGCAGGACUUCACAAGCACCAUUGAGGCCAUGGAGGAGGGAAAGAAGAGGAUGCAGAAGGAGAUGGAGGGCCUCAGCCAGCAGUAUGAGGAAAAGGCUGCCGCCUAUGACAAACUGGAGAAAACUAAGAACAGGCUUCAGCAGGAGUUGGACGACUUGGCUGUGGACUUGGACAACCAGCGGCAACUGGUAUCCAACCUGGAAAAGAAGCAGAAGAAAUUUGAUCAGUUGUUAGCUGAGGAGAAGAACAUCUCUUCCAAAUAUGCGGAUGAGAGGGACCGAGCUGAAGCAGAAGCCAGGGAAAAGGAAACAAAGGCGUUGUCCCUGGCCCGGGCUCUGGAGGAGGCCCUGGAAGCCAAAGAGGAGCUGGAGAGGACCAACAAGAUGCUCAAAGCUGAGAUGGAAGAUCUGGUCAGCUCCAAGGAUGACGUGGGCAAGAAUGUACAUGAGCUAGAGAAGUCAAAGCGUGCGUUGGAGACCCAGAUGGAAGAGAUGAAAACCCAGUUGGAGGAGCUGGAGGAUGAGCUGCAGGCCACUGAGGAUGCCAAGUUGCGGCUGGAGGUCAACAUGCAGGCCCUCAAGGGCCAGUUUGAACGAGAUCUCCAGGCUCGAGAUGAGCAAAAUGAGGAGAAGAGGAGGCAGCUACAACGGCAGCUGCAUGAGUAUGAGACAGAACUGGAAGAUGAACGGAAGCAGAGGGCUUUGGCAGCAGCAGCCAAAAAGAAGCUGGAAGGAGACCUGAAAGACCUGGAGCUCCAGGCUGACUCAGCCAUCAAAGGGAGGGAGGAAGCCAUCAAGCAGCUUCGAAAACUGCAGGCUCAGAUGAAGGACUUCCAGAGAGAGCUGGAUGAUGCCCGAGCCUCCAGAGAUGAGAUCUUUGCCACCUCAAAAGAGAAUGAGAAGAAAGCCAAGAGCCUGGAGGCAGACCUCAUGCAACUUCAGGAGGACCUGGCAGCAGCUGAGAGAGCUCGCAAGCAAGCUGACCUGGAGAAGGAGGAGCUGGCUGAGGAGCUGGCCAGCAGCUUGUCAGGAAGGAAUACACUGCAGGAUGAGAAGCGUCGCCUGGAGGCAAGGAUUGCCCAGCUGGAGGAGGAGCUGGAGGAAGAGCAGGGCAACAUGGAGGCCAUGAGCGACAGGGUCCGCAAGGCCACCCUGCAGGCUGAGCAACUGAGCAAUGAGCUGGCCACAGAGCGCAGUGCAGCUCAGAAGAAUGAGAGUGCACGGCAACAGCUGGAACGUCAGAACAAGGAACUCCGCAGCAAGUUGCAGGAGGUAGAGGGUGCUGUCAAAGCCAAGCUCAAGUCCACUGUUGCGGCUCUAGAGGCUAAGAUUGCACAGCUGGAAGAGCAAGUUGAACAGGAGGCCAGAGAGAAACAGGCAGCCACCAAGUCGCUGAAGCAAAAGGACAAGAAGCUGAAGGAGGUCCUGCUGCAGGUGGAGGAUGAGCGCAAGAUGGCAGAGCAGUACAAGGAGCAGGCAGAGAAAGGAAAUACCAAAGUCAAGCAGCUCAAGAGGCAGCUGGAAGAGGCAGAGGAGGAGUCUCAGCGCAUCAAUGCCAACCGCAGGAAGCUGCAGAGGGAGCUUGAUGAGGCCACUGAGAGCAAUGAGGCCAUGGGCCGCGAGGUGAAUGCCCUCAAGAGCAAGCUCAGGAGAGGAAACGAGGCCUCGUUUGUUCCUUCCAGAAGGGCUGGAGGCCGUAGAGUUAUUGAAAACACAGAUGGUUCUGAAGAGGAAAUGGACGCUCGGGACUCAGACUUCAAUGGAACCAAAGCCAGUGACUAAAUUCAGAAUUGUACACCAUGGCAGGGAAAACAACCCAGCAGAACCCAGCAGACUGCUUAGCAUUUGUCUCAUUUGUUCUCAAGUCG